CUGACUCAGCUCAACAGUCUCCAGUCUACCAACUGGUCUCUGAAAACCUAUUUAAAUCAGUCUGUCCUGACUCAGCUCAACAGUCUCCAGUCUACCAACUGGUCUCUGUAACUUCAUCUUUGUCUCUGUGGUGUACAGUCUUCAGGUGAUGAUGGGGGUAUUGAAUCAUCUCUCUACUCUCCUCCUCCUCUCUCUCCUUCCUCCUGCUCUCUCUCAUGUAGUGGAUAAGUUCAGUGAUGUUCCACAGUGCAAGACGUUCUUCCUGAAGGAGACAACUCCAAAUCUCCCAGGUAUUUUGGUUGGUGGGACAGUCCAGAACCAGAACCGCUACAAACCGAUCUGCCAGUUGUUCAACAACACCUACAGGUUUGCAACUCUCUACGACACGACCAACAGGAUCCCUGUGUUCUCAGCCUACACCUUCUCUGGUAAGGAGGUUGGUAGACCAAGUCAGUCCUGGAUGAUGGAGCCUCAGCUUGAAGGAGUAGUAGAAGAAGAGAUGAAAAACCAAAGUGUGGUGAAGAAGCGUAAUAAUAAUGAAGAUAUAAGAUUCCAGGCUGUGAACAAAGACUACGACAACAACACCCUGGGUCUGGAAAAAGGUCACCUGUUCCCAUGUUCAUACGCACCUGAUAAUGAUACCAAGAAGUCCACUUUCACCCUGACGAACGCCGUUCCCCAGGAAAGUUCCUUCAACAAAGGCAGCUGGAAGACAAUGGAGUGCAGAGUCAGAAAAGCUCUUGAGCUUAACUGUAAGGAUAACAACAACAAGAUAAAAGCCUAUGUGGUGACUGGAGCAGUGCCCAGCAGCAGCAACAAACUGAACAACCGAGUGAACAUCCCUGAUCUCCUGUGGACAGCCUACUGCUGUUACAACAACACAAAGAACUGGACGGUCGGAGCAUACUGGGGGGAGAACAGAAACGGCAAUGGGAACAUAUUGAACCUGGAAACCUUGGGAGAACUCGAAGCCAAGUUGAAUCAAAGCUACAAUGGUACUGUCAAGGUGUUUCACGAUAAUUGUCCAAGAAACAUUACAGUACGGGUUAAUAAGAGGACCAGGGAAGAGACGGAGAGUGAAUGUGUUGAAAAGUGAUGAGUUUUGAGAGGGGAGCAGAGAGGGGAGCAGAGAGGGGAGCGGAGAGGGGAAUGGAGAG
Oncorhynchus tshawytscha (Chinook salmon) is the source of this 1157-nucleotide messenger RNA. RefSeq names its product endonuclease domain-containing 1 protein-like. Gene Ontology annotation, molecular function: metal ion binding; hydrolase activity; nucleic acid binding. NCBI's taxonomy places the organism in Eukaryota, Metazoa, Chordata, Actinopteri, Salmoniformes, Salmonidae. The transcript is spliced from 2 exons. Bases 149 to 1096 code for a protein of 315 amino acids. The record is from RefSeq and is a predicted model, not a curated record.